UUCCAUUUGAUUUUUUUCGACUUGCAGCAAACAAGACACCAUGGUUGAUGCCGCAGUUCUCGCUAAAUUGGAGGAGGGUUAUGCCAAGUUGGCUGCCUCUGACUCGAAGUCGCUGUUGAAGAAGUACCUGACCAAGGAGAUCUUCGACAACCUGAAGAACAAGGUAACGCCGACCUUCAAGUCGACCCUCCUGGAUGUGAUUCAGUCCGGUUUGGAGAAUCACGAUUCCGGCGUUGGCAUCUAUGCACCCGAUGCUGAGUCCUACACAGUGUUCGCUGAUCUGUUCGAUCCCAUCAUUGAGGAUUACCAUGGUGGCUUCAAGAAGUCCGACAAGCAUCCAGCCUCCGAUUUCGGUGAUGUGAGCACCUUCGGCAAUGUCGAUCCCACCAACGAGUAU
Molecule: messenger RNA, 397 nt
Organism: Drosophila innubila
Lineage: Eukaryota; Metazoa; Arthropoda; Insecta; Diptera; Drosophilidae
Product: arginine kinase
Exons: 1
Biological process (GO): phosphocreatine biosynthetic process
Molecular function (GO): creatine kinase activity
Source: RefSeq, a predicted model, not a curated record